CGUCCUACAGGCCACAGUACCCCAAAUCCUCACGUAACAAAUCCCAGCAUAGCUCCGAAGGAUAAAAUUUAUUAACGGGUCUUUGCAAUUAUUGUUGUUACUAAUAUUAUCCUGCAUUCCUACUCUCUCUAUAUAACGAAGAGGAAGGAGAAAGAACAAGAGGGCGGAGAUUGAAGAAUGGCCCAGAAUCCUUCAGAAAACGGAAUGGAAGGUGACGAUGAAAGAGAAGAAGAAGAAGAAGAAGACGAAGAUGAAGAAGAAGCAGCUGAUGAAGGAGAAGAAGAAGAAGAAGAAGAGGAAGACGAGCCGAGGCUAAAGUACCAGAGGAUGGGAGGGAGCAUCUCUUCGCUUCUCUCCAACGAUGCCGCUUCUUGUAUCGCUGUUUCCGAGCGGAUGAUUGCUCUUGGCACCCACGACGGCACCGUUCACAUCCUCGAUUUACUCGGUAAUCAGGUUAAGGAAUUUUCUGCUCACACUGCUACUGUCAAUGACCUUAGCUUUGACAUAGAAGGUGAAAAUGUAGGAAGCUGUUCAGAUGACGGAUUUGUUGUGAUAAACAGCCUUUUCACUGAUGAGAGCAUGAAAUUCGAUUAUCGUCGUCCUAUGAAGACCAUUGCUCUAGAUCCACUUUAUUCAAGAAAUUCUUCUCGAAGAUUUGUUACUGGUGGUUUAGCGGGUCAUCUGUAUCUAAACUCAAAAAAAUGGAUAGGCUACCGUGACCAGGUUCUGCACUCUGGUGAAGGUCCAGUACAUGCAGUGAAGUGGAGAACAAGUCUUAUUGCUUGGGCUAAUGAUGCAGGUGUGAAAGUUUAUGACACUGCCAAUAGUCAGCGACUUGCAUUUAUUGAGAGACCACAAGGAAGCCCACGUCCUGAGCUCUUGCUCCCUCACUUGGUUUGGCAGGAUGAUACUCUCUUGGUUAUUGGCUGGGGAACAUCUGUAAAAAUUGCUGCGAUCAGAGCAAACCAAUAUAAUGGAACCAAUGGGAUACAAAGGCCUAUAUCCAUAUCCAGUACAAAGCAUGUGGAUAUUGUGGCAUCUUUUCAAACAAGCUAUUUCAUUUCAGGAAUUGCUCCCUAUGGUGAUGCCUUGGUUGUUCUUGCUUAUAUUCCUGAGAAAGAGGAUGGAGAGAAGGAAUUAAGCAGUUCAGUUCCAUCACGCCAGGGAACUGCACAGAGGCCAGAAGUACGCAUAGUCACAUGGAAAAAUGAUGAACUUGCAACAGAUGCUCUUCCUGUGCAUGGCUUUGAACAUUACAAGGCAAAGGAUUAUUCCCUUGCUCAUGCUCCUUUCUCAGGUAGCAGCUAUGCAGGUGGUCAAUGGGCUGCUGGUGAUGAGCCAUUAUACUACAUUGUAUCUCCAAAGGAUGUAGUUAUUGCAAAGCCUAGGGAUGCUGAAGAUCAUAUAUCUUGGCUUCUUCAACAUGGAUGGCAUGAAAAAGCAUUAGCUGCUGUUGAAGCAGGAGAGGGACGGAAUGAGCUUCUUGAUGAGGUGGGUUUGCGAUAUCUUGAUCAUCUGAUUUUGGAUAGGAAAUAUGCUGAAGCUGCGUCUCUAUGUCCCAAGUUAUUACGUGGAUCUGCUUCUGCAUGGGAGAGAUGGGUUUUCCACUUUGCUCAUCUCCGCCAGCUUCCGGUGUUGGUUCCAUACAUACCAACAGAAAACCCCAGGUUGCGUGAUACUGCUUAUGAGGUGGCUCUUGUAGCCCUAGCAACAAAUCCAUCUUUCCACAAGGAUCUCCUAUCAACUGUUAAAUCCUGGCCACCAGCAAUAUAUUCUGCUUUGCCUGUGAUAUCAGCAAUAGAACCUCAGUUUAAUACUUCGUCUAUGACCGACUCACUCAAAGAGGCAUUAGCUGAGUUGUACGUAAUCAAUGCACAAUAUGAGAGAGCACUAGCAUUGUAUGCCGAUAUUAUGAAGCCUGAAAUAUUCGACUUCAUCGAAAAACAUAAUUUACAUGAUGCCAUUCAUGACAAGGUUGUUCAACUGAUGGUAUUGGACUGCAAACGUGCAGUCUCUUUACUGAUCCAACACAGGGACAUGAUUACUCCAUCUGAAGUAGUUUCACAAAUCUUGGAUGCCAAUGAUAAGUGUGAUUCAAGAUAUUUCUUGCACUCGUAUCUGCAUUCACUUUUUGAAACUGAUCCACAUGCUGGGAAGGACUUCCAUGACAUGCAGGUAGAGCUCUAUGCAGAUUAUGAUCCAAAGAUGCUGCUUCCUUUUCUUCGUAGUAGUCAGCAUUACACACUUGAAAAGGCAUAUGACAUUUGUGUCAAAAGAGAUCUUCUGAGAGAGCAGGUGUUCAUCCUUGGGAGGAUGGGAAAUUCAAAGCAGGCCCUUGCUGUUAUCAUAAAUAAAUUGGAGGAUAUAGAAGAGGCUAUUGAAUUUGUGGCCAUGCAGCAUGACGAUGAACUUUGGGAAGAACUAAUUAAACAGUGUCUCCACAAACCUGAAAUGGUGGGUGUGUUGUUGGAACACACUGUUGGCAAUCUUGAUCCACUUUAUAUUGUAAAAAUGGUGCCCAAUGGUUUGACGAUACCCCGGCUUAGGGAUCGAUUGGUCAAGAUUAUCACGGAUUACAGGACUGAGACAUCUUUAAGACAUGGAUGUAACGAUAUCCUCAAGGCAGACUGUGUCAACUUGUUGGUUAAAUAUUACAAGGAAGCCCGGCAUGCAGUUUACUUGGAUACUGGAGAAGAGGAAACUCGAGCGAAAAGGGAUGAUAAUAGAGCAGCUCAGGCAAAUGCUAAAGUAGCUGGUAUGGGAACAAUGGAGCUCAAGUCGAAAACUAGGGGUGGUGGAAGGUGUUGUGUGUGCUUCGAUCCCUUCUCUAUUCAGAAUGUCUCAGUCAUUGCAUUCUUCUGCUGUCAUGCCUACCAUAUUACCUGUCUCAUGGAUUCCACAAAUUCCACCGGUCGUAAGAGUGGGGCCCAAGGAAAUUUUCAAGAAUCUGUAUCAAAUCAUGAUUAUGAUUAUGAUGAUGAUAACGAUGAUACCCAGUCGGGUGCAUCUCGCAUGCGUUGUAUCUUAUGUACGACAGCUGCAGGGUCACAUUUGUAAUUUUCAUUUUUUUGGGGGGGGGGGUUGUUUGGGUUGGGAAUUGGGUUUGAUAGGUGUGCCAUUCAUCUCAAAUGUGUUUUCUUGCCUGAAAGGGUGUUAAAUUUUUUGUAUUCUAGUUGUUGAUAUAUAUUUGUCGAGGCUUUUCUUUUUGCAA
Molecule: messenger RNA, 3211 nt
Organism: Telopea speciosissima
Lineage: Eukaryota; Viridiplantae; Streptophyta; Magnoliopsida; Proteales; Proteaceae
Product: vacuolar protein sorting-associated protein 41 homolog
Biological process (GO): vesicle-mediated transport; protein targeting to vacuole; endosomal vesicle fusion
Cellular component (GO): late endosome; HOPS complex
Molecular function (GO): protein binding
Source: RefSeq, a predicted model, not a curated record